AACGUGUUGUCUUGGUAACAUGUAUUUGUUUGUCAAUAUCUCUCUAGUUUUCAAUUUGAAAAUUUCAUUUAAUUUAUCUUUUGGAUAAAUAUAGAAGAGAGAUUAGUACAAUUUUACUGUAAAAGUUAAAAAAAAUAUGUCGGAUAUAAAACCAAAGCUACAGGAUAAUCCAAGGGGCGCUUUGGAACCAUAUAUAACCACACUUCAAAGCGAUUCCAAAAUAGCAAGAAGGCAGGCAUUAAUUAAAAUCAAUGAAGAGAUUUUUGAAAAUCCGUUGAAUGAGGAUUGCGAUCUAAUUGUUGUUUUUUCGGAAAUUUAUGCUUAUGUCUUAAAAUGUUUCUCAGAUGUUUCUGAGUCAUGCAGAGAGAAAGCAAUAUUAAUAAUGUCCAAUUUUAUAGAAAAGUUGCCGUGGAAUGAUUAUUAUUUAACUUAUAUUCUCCCUGUUAUUGUGCGGCGUAUCGGCGCUGCAGAGACCAUAGAAGAUGCAGAAGAGAUUCGAUUAGUUUUAAUUCAACUGGUUCAUAAGAUACUGGAAAAGUACAAGGGAACCUGUCUUCUUGGUCCAUUCAUUAAUGAUUUUACAAGUAUUCUAACUAAAACUUGUACCGAUGCAUUUCCUAAAGUAAAAUUAGAAGCAUCAGAGUGUAUAAUAAUGCUUACAAAAAUUCUUCAGAGAGAUUUUCAUUUUCAAUCUGAGAGUUAUGUUAAACCUCUUUUAUCAAACUUUGCUCAUCAACACUUUAGGGUUCGGGUUGGAGCUAUAAAAGCUAUUGGUGCUGUUGUUAUGGCUGGCAAUGUCAAAUGUUUUGAGUUAUCUAUCACACCCAUGGCUGAGAAACUCUUUGAUGAGAAUACUCAAGUGAGACUGCAAGUGACUAUGGAAGUUGGCAACUGGAUGUUAUCUUAUAAGGAUCGUUAUUCCUUCUGGCAUCGCAUGAUUCCUUUGCUGCUAACAAGUUUAAGUGAUGUCAUGACUGUUAUAAGAGAGACAGCAACUAAACUAUGGAAAGACAUAGGCCUACAAUACUUUGAAGAGAAUGAAGAGGAGUUGAAAAAGAAAAGUGAUUUCCUUAAAGACAUACCAGAACAUUACCCUGAUGUUAAACGUCCCAAUCUUGGAUGCAGAACCUUGGUCCAGAGCAAUAUUGGGAAGAUAGUCCCAGCUAUAUGUCGAGAGAUGGAAGGCUGGCAAGCCGACGCACGGCUGCGCUGCGCUCAGUUGCUGUGCUGGCUGCUGCUGUGCGCGGAGGGGGGCAGCACGCAGCACGCCUGCACAGUGCUGCGCGUGCUGCAUCGCGGAGCCGCAGACGACGACCAGAGGGUUGUGCUCGAAGUAAAACGCGCGUCUGAAUUAUUCGGUUAUUUCAUUACGCCGGAUACUUGGUGGCCCCUCGUCGAAGCUGAGGUAGACUCGUGGAGUGCUCUCUUUAUUAUUGCCAAUAUUCUGAAAGGAUCCCGGGCAGAACUGGUCAAGGAGAAGGUUAUGAUGGAAUUGUGUAAGGAAUUGGCAGAUCCUGAGAGUUGCAGGGUCAGGAAGCCAAAAUAUCAGACGAACUUGGUCCUUGUAACUGAAGCGUUAAUGGACUUAUGUAAAGACGACUGCAAGUCCGUAGCUGAACAGCUAUUUGUUAUUAACUUCACGGUGUAUGCGAUGCCCUGCGAUGAUAAAAUACAAUUUAUGGCAUUAUCAAACUUGGACAAACUUCGCUGCAUUGAAAAGUGCGGAAGUACGAUCGUUUCUCUAUACGAGAAGCAUAUUCAGCGAGUGUUAGCCGACAUCACCAGCGACGCCUGCACGUGGAACCUCCUCACCCCCGACCGCUGUCUGCUGGAGUGCGUGCUGUUGCAGUCAGGUUCAGCGAUGGGAACCCAGCUGCAUCUCAUCGCUCCUCUGUUAAAAGAAUGCCUCUACCCGCCGAAACUGGAUCCAGAAGUGAAGUUGAAAAUAUUCACUGCCCUGUCAACGGUACUUUUACAGCGUCAAAUCAACUUUAGUAAAUGUGAUCAGGAUAAGUUGGAAGCGUUUUUGAAGAUCGUUAUUGAUGAAGUGAUACUGCCAAACCUCGUAUGGUCUCCGGGUAAAAUAGCGGAGGCCAUCCGCACGGCGGCCGCGGCGUGCCUGUGCGCCGCGCUGCAGGAACAGCCCGGCGCCGGCGGUGCGGGCGAGAAAAUAGAUUUAUUCCCAAACAAAGAGUCUCUGGAACCUUUCCUAGAGCGAGUGGUACCGUUGCUGGUGAGCCUGACGGAGGACAACUCGCCCUUGACGCGACAGCACGCGUUGCGCGCCGCGCGCGGCGUCGUCGCGCUGGCGCGCCCGCGCGGUCUCUUCUCUGUGGAGAUCCUACACAAACUGUAUUUCGUUGUGAUUAAACGACUCGACGAUAGCAGUGACAAGGUCCGAUCCUACGCCGUCCAAACACUCUGUACGCUGUUCGGUUCUCGUCCGAAACCCUACGACGCCGCCGUCUUCGGAGCUCACAUCGAUGCUUUGUACAGCGCUAUGCUCAUACACCUCGAUGAUAACGACGAAACGUUUCAAAAGGAAAUGCUGGAUGCACUAAUAACAUUAAGUGACAUAGAUUCUCAACUAUUGAUGAAAAAGCUUAAAUCAAAUAUACACUUGUAUAGAAAUAAAGCAGCUUACGAGCGACUCACUCGACAUAUUGAAGAACAUAUGCAAUAAACAAUUAUCUAGUCAAUUU
This is a messenger RNA of Vanessa tameamea, 2702 nucleotides long. RefSeq names its product Dynein axonemal assembly factor 5 (gene Dnaaf5). Gene Ontology annotation, molecular function: dynein intermediate chain binding. The record is from RefSeq and is a predicted model, not a curated record. Gene Ontology annotation, cellular component: cytoplasm. The transcript is spliced from 12 exons. NCBI's taxonomy places the organism in Eukaryota, Metazoa, Arthropoda, Insecta, Lepidoptera, Nymphalidae. The coding region runs from base 137 to 2683 and encodes 848 amino acids. Gene Ontology annotation, biological process: inner dynein arm assembly; outer dynein arm assembly; cilium movement.